Messenger RNA from Lithohypha guttulata, 906 nucleotides. RefSeq lists its product as uncharacterized. Gene Ontology annotation, cellular component: nucleus; cytosol. The record is from RefSeq and is a predicted model, not a curated record. Lineage: Eukaryota; Fungi; Ascomycota; Eurotiomycetes; Chaetothyriales; Trichomeriaceae. The coding region runs from base 1 to 906 and encodes 301 amino acids. The transcript has 2 exons.
AUGGGUGAUAGCAACGACAACAGCAAGAACCCUGUCGGGGACGUUACUACCUCCAAAGCAGAUAAUCAAGAAGCUGUUCACAUGCUAAUCUUCGAGACUGACGAGCCACACCCCGAAACGAAAGAUCGCAAAGGCGGCGGAUUCGCCAAAGUGUUCGACGAACUAUUCACCAAAGCUGGCUCAGAGCACGACCCCCCGCUUUCCAUCGAAACAUCCAUGCACUAUGUCGUCGACGAUCCCGAUAAUGGCCACAACGGCCACGUACCCAACACAGACGAGAUUCCAGAGUCUAUCAAAGCCAUACUAAUCACCGGCUCGAUGUACGACGCCCACGGCAACGACAAAUGGGUAAAGCAACUACUCAGUCUUCUCGAGGAAGUCUGGACCAAGCGGCCAGACGUCCUUCUCAGCGGUGUAUGUUUCGGCCAUCAAAUCCUCAGCAGAAUGCUCGGGUCAAAAGUCGAAGGACAUCCAAGCGGGAAAUGGGAACUUGCUCACACCGAGAUGAGUCUCACCCCUGUGGGCCAGAAGCUCUUCCGGACCGAUGACAAGAAACUUUCUUUACAUCAAAUGCAUCAGGAUCAAGUCACGACCAAGCCGUCCUCGGAAACCACAUCGCUCCUAAAAGAGGGUCAGAAAGUUCACGUUUGGGCCAGUACGGAACAUACCGAGAUUCAGGGUUUGUAUAUCCGUGAUCGUCUGUUCACGACUCAGGGUCAUUUGGGUUUCGAUGAGCAGAUGGUGCGCAGACAAAUAGAGAUGCGGGAGGAAAGUGGUAGUAUCGAAGGUGAUGAGACGGAACGUGCUGCGGAAGCAAAAGAAAGUGCCCACUUGAAGCAUGAUGGAGAAGUGGUUGCUGCAGCUAUUCUAAGGUUCUUUCAUGGGGAUGAUCAUGAUGUGGAUUAA